GUCUCUGCGUGGCGGUAAUGCUGUCAUUCUUUAUAGCUGUCCGAGCAUUUCGUUCAGCAGGUAUCUACAGACGCUAAAUGUAAGCAGAGGAAUGAAGUUAAUGAACAAGCGGAAGUUGAUUGGUUGAAAAACAGUCAAAGGUCAAAGUUUAAAAUGGCGAAUCUUAGCAAACCUUUGGGUCUUAAAUACAGCUGUUAUGAAGUUGGGCACACUUGGAACCCUUAUUGUUUGCAUGCCACUAAAGAUAUAGCAAAACACGGCUUCAAGGAGGCCCUUAAAAUUUAUACUCUCGUAUACGUGUUUGCAGCCAUUGUCAGAAAACGAGGACGGGAAUACUACAAGAAGCAACUCAUUCCAGAAAUCUUACACUCUUCACUCUUCUUAUCAACAAAUGCUUAUAGUUAUGUGACAUUCUUCUGCCUGUGGCGAUAUGUUUUUGGAAACAUAUAUUUUUUGACCACUGGUUUUUUACCAGCUGCCUCAGCUGCUUUACUUAGUAUUUGUUUAGAAAGAAAAUCCAGACGUGGUCUCUUAGCGCUCUAUGUGACUAACUUGGCUAUUGAAACUAUGUAUCGGAUGAGUGUCUAUCGUAAAUACAUCCAACCAGUAAAACAUGGAGAGGUGCUGAUAUUUAGUUUUGUCAGUGCUGUGUUUUUGUACCUCUAUAGAUCUAAAGGCGGGCUUUCAACUUCUGUAGCAUCUGUAAUUAGAUUCUUUGUUGGUGCUGAAGAACAUGCAGACUCUACAGAGGAUAGUUACUGUGAAAAUGAGCAGAAUUUGGGAGCAAGUCCUUUAAAAUAUCAUUCCAAUAAAUACUUAGAAUAUAUAAAAUCAUUGAAGAAGCGCUGUGAACAGUCUCCACGACAUCCACUAUGCAAACACAAUGAUGGCUGCAUCCAUUAUAUACUACGUGGAUUCUCCAAAAUGGCUGGAGUCGGCUUUGGACUACAAGUAGCAGUCAAAUUAGUUCCAAACUUGAUUCGAAUAUUGCGAAAACCAUCUUUAUUUUUACAUCUUAUCUGGCAUCAAAAUAAUCUGAAACUUGGUGCUUUUCUAGGAUUAUUUUCUACUGUUUUUCGAAGUUCAAACUGUGCCUUGAGGUGGCUUCGACAAAAAGAUAGCAAUGUAAAUGGGCUUGUGGCAGGGUUUUUAGCUGGAUGGUCCAUGUUGUUUUACAAAAGUUCUACUUUGGCACUUUAUUUAGCUAUGAAGCUUCUUCAGGUACUCUAUUUCAAAGGGGUUGAAAAAAAAGCAGUCCCUCAUAUACACUGGGCAGAUAUUUUUCUGUACACACUUUCAACUGCCUUCCUUUUCCAUGUUGCCAUCUUUGAACCCCAUAAUCUCCGUCCAAGCUACUGGAAAUUUUUGCUACGAGUCACAAACAACAAGCUUGGAGAAAUCAACAGACAAAUAUUAAAUGCUUUUCAAACUAAGGCUUCUGAAUUACUUCCCAAUUUCUGGCCGAAUUAUAAUCCUGCCUUUACCAAUUUAAUAAAGCCUGACCAUUUAGCUCAUUAAUUAACCAAUUGUCAACAGAUGUCAAUGAAUAUUCUGGAUUUUCAAAAAAUGUUUUGUUGUGAGAAAAAGAAAAUAAUUAUUCCCUAAUCAUUUCAGGUGGGAUCAGGACCCUGAGUUUGCUCAUCUAAUUAAACCUGAUCAUUGAACUAAUUAUUACUUUGCUACAACUAAAAAAUAUCACAGUAUUUUUCUGAAUUUAUCACACACACACACACACACACACAUAUUAGUGACAUAAGAAACUUGUAAAUUUUCAAGAAAUUUUCAAUAGAACAUGAAAUAAUUCUUUUUUUUGGAAUAGUGAUUCUUGAAGUAUACAUAAAGCAUACAGUAUGUAAAUAUUGAGAGGAAAAUCCUUUUUGGAUAGAAAAAGUUGAAUACCAACUAUGAAACUUGAACCCACAUCUCCUGUAAACAUGACAGUGAGAAUCAUAUGUUGUUGACAAGUAACCUUUGACUUUUUAAUCCUAAAAGGUUUUCAAGCAAGUACUUUCAUGCUGUUUUUUAUAGUUCUAUAUGUGCUUUGAGAUCCUCUGUUCCAAAUAUAUAUCAGUUUUAGUGAAUGGGAGAGAAAAGUAAUAAUGCCAUAGAAGAGUGUGACAAUAUUUUAGCUGAUCGAGAAGAUUGCUAAUCUAGAGUUUAGUUCAAUGCAUAUUCAGUUCCUGAUGAACUCACUGCAAAUCAAGGAACUCCAGAGUAACAGGCAACAAGAUCAGCCAAAAUGAAUUAUAUAUGGGUAUACAUACAUUCAGAAAUAUAUAUAGAUAGAUAGACAUAUAUAUAUAUAUAUAUAUCUGUAUAUAUAUCUGUAAAAAUAUGUGACACUUAUUUGGUAGCCAUGAUAAAACUCCAAGUUUCGGAUGCCAGGGUGGGAACCCACGCCAACAUCUCUUUAGUUAUCUGGCCAUUGAAAAUUCCUGUCUCAGGAAACUCGGAGUUUUAUCAUGGCUACCGAAUAAGUGUCACAUAUUUUUACAGAUAAAUUCCUCUAUUUACAUAAUAUCGAGGUCUCUUUCUUUCUUUUAUUGUCCUUUCUAUCAACAUAUAUAUAUAUAUAUAUAUAUAUAUAUAUAUGAAUCUAUGUAUAUACAUGUGUGUAUGUAUGUAUGUAUGUGUAUAUAUAUAUAUAUAUAUAUACACAUACAUACACAUAUGAGUAUCUCAGUACAUGUGUGUGUUUGUGCAUAUAUAUGUGUAUGCAUGUACCCGUACAAUGUACAAUGAGGAGGAAGUUAUAUUGCAACUUAAACUCACCAUGAUUACAAAGCUGCAAUCUAGUUUACAUUACUUCUAGCAUAAAAAUUUUACAUUGCCUAUGCUCUUAAUACCCUUCAAAAAUGCAUGGUGGGACACCUCAUUACACUCUGUUCUAUUAUUCAUACCCUAUAUGUGUGUGUACAUAUACAUACAUUCAUUUAUAUACACAUAUAUGUAUAUGAAUAUAUAUAUAUAUAUAUAUAUGUACACACACACACACACACAUAUACGUGGAUGUAUGUGAAUAUAUAUAUAUAUAUAUAUGUAUAUAUAUAAAUGACAUUUUAUAAACAAACUUUGGAAGCGUCAAAUGCGUUUGAUAUUUUAUAGACAAGAAAGUAAUUUUCAAAUACAGUACAGUAAUGAAAACAGCAGAAAACCCCAAAUACCCAAUCUUUCUGCUGUUUCCAUGAGUGUACUGCAUUCAAAAUUUAAUUUCUUGUCUGUAAAAUAUAUAUAGGAUGUCCAUAAAAUUUCUUUACAUUAUGGAGUUUAAAAGUAAGGGAAUUGUAAAAAUAAAUAUAUGGACAGCCUGUAUGUAUGUAUGUAUAUAUAUAUAUAUAUAGUUUCAGUCAUUAGACUGUGGCCAUGAAAUUUCAGUCAAAUAAAUCAACCCGUCCUUUCUUUU
This is a messenger RNA of Octopus bimaculoides (California two-spot octopus), 3403 nucleotides long. Its product is annotated as transmembrane protein 135. Lineage: Eukaryota; Metazoa; Mollusca; Cephalopoda; Octopoda; Octopodidae. The record is from RefSeq and is a predicted model, not a curated record.